Megalops cyprinoides (Indo-Pacific tarpon) is the source of this 1299-nucleotide messenger RNA. Its product is annotated as protocadherin gamma-A8-like. NCBI's taxonomy places the organism in Eukaryota, Metazoa, Chordata, Actinopteri, Elopiformes, Megalopidae. The record is from RefSeq and is a predicted model, not a curated record. The transcript is spliced from 3 exons. Gene Ontology annotation, molecular function: calcium ion binding. Gene Ontology annotation, cellular component: plasma membrane. Gene Ontology annotation, biological process: homophilic cell-cell adhesion. The coding region runs from base 163 to 1299 and encodes 378 amino acids.
GAUUACAGUUUUUAAAAAGGCAGAUUUAUUAAUCAAAUGUAUUUUUAGAAUAUCUGACAUCGAAAAGAUUGAUGUGCUACGAAUUACAUUAGGUAUUUACCAGCCGCAAAGAAUCUGAAUAUACAGCGGCAUCACUUCGUCGGUGGAAAAAUUGACACUGCAAUGACACGGCAAGUGCUAUUUUCCGUCAUUUUCCUUUGCGUGACAGACCUCCUCCCCGCGCAGAUUCGGUACUCUAUCCCAGAAGAGAUGCCGAAGGGAUCGUUUGUUGGUAAUUUUGCGAAGGAUUUGGGAAUUGAUAUUAAAAGGCUGAUCUCAGGGAAAGCGCGCAUUGUCGCUGGUUUUAGCAGUUCUUACAUUGGGGUGGAUAUUGACAGAGGGCAGUUGGCAGUAUUGCAUAGGAUAGACAGAGAGAAGCUGUGCGAGCACACGGUCCCCUGCUCUAUUAGUUUCGAGCUGAUUCUCGAGAACCCUUUGGAAAUAUAUCCAUUAACCAUCUUUAUCCAGGACCAGAACGACAACGCGCCUCAGAUUCUCUACCCAGUACAAACUGGUGUCUCUCAGGUGGCUGAAAUGGUGCCUCGUUCAGCAGAUGUCGGCUAUCUGGUCACUAAAGUGGUGGCUGUUGAUGUGGACUCUGGACAGAAUGCGUGGCUCUCAUAUAAACUGCUGAAAGCGACAGACAGGGCGCUGUUUGAAGUGGGCUUACAGAACGGAGAAAUAAGAACUAUACGGCAGGUGACUGAUAAAGAUGCUGUGAAACAAAGACUUACUGUUGUAGUGGAGGACAACGGGCAGCCCUCUCGCUCAGCUACAGUCAAUGUUAACGUGGCGGUGGCGGACAGCUUCCCGGAAGUGCUCUCGGAAUUCAGCGACUUUGCUCACGACAAGGAUUACAACGACAACCUGACUUUUUAUUUAGUCUUGGCCCUGGCUGUAGUUUCCUUCCUCUUCAUUUCAUCUCUAGUAGUUAUAAUAUCAGUAAAAAUCUACAGGUGGAGGCAAUCCCGCAUCUUCUAUCAGUCCAAUCUCCCAGUUAUUCCGUAUUACCCGCCCCGUUACGCAGACUCUACAGGUACGGGAACUCUACAGCACGUGUAUAAUUACGAGGUGUGCAGGACCACUGACUCCAGGAAGAGUCAUAUGAAGUAUCUCAGACCCAUCAGUCAGAGCCUGGUGAGCGUUGAUGCCAGUGGCACAGAGACAAUGCCAAAGGAGCGAAGGCCGGCGGAGGGCUCAGAGCCGCCUGCUUUGGUAAGAUUGUUGGUAAAACUCUCUUGCCUGAGGGGGGUGGUGUGA